AUGGAUAUGAGCCUAGAUUAUAUAAUAAAGAACAAGAAAGUUGCUGUGGCCCCAUCCAAACGAUUGGCUGUGAAGAAACCACCAUUGAGGGAAACAUUAAAUAGGCCGGCAUUUAAAGAGGCUGCUCGCAUUACAGAUGCUCGUAUGAAAAUCAUACAGAAAAAUCGUGCCAAAAUUCGUGAUGCCAGAGAGAAAUUGAUCGAAAUAACCCGUAACAAUGGUGAUGUACGCAAGAAGUUGUCACAGAAACAGGAUUUGAUCGUGUGGAAGGCACCAUAUAAGGCUAGCAGUUUUAAAUACAGUCGAUUGGGUGGCGGUGAUGUUGGUGGUAAACUUGCAGCCGAUGCUGGUGGUUUGAAUCACCUGACACCACCAUCACCACCAAAUGGUUCAUCGUCAUCAUAUGGUGGUCUGUCCAAAUCAUUGUCAUCAUCAUCGUCGUCGUCAUCAGGGUAUCGUAUAUUUGUUAGUCAUUUACAUCCCAGUGUAACACAAUCGGAUAUUAAGGAACUAUUCGAAGAUAUUGGUGAAUUGUAUGAUUCGCGAAUUGUUCGGCCUGGUGUAGCUGAAAUUAUUUAUAAGUCAUUGGCUCAUGCCGAGAAGGCUGUAGAUACUUAUCACAAUCGUCAAUUAGAUGGCCAACCAAUGAAGUGUAUUUUGGUUAAUCCCAGAGCCUUAAAUAAACCAACAGCACCUGCAGUAAGAACUUCAAGUUCGCACUCAUCAAAUAAGACACCCCUAGAGAUUGAUAUAUAUGCUUUACAUAAAGUGAUUUUCGGCGUCAAAUAA
This is a messenger RNA of Musca vetustissima, 789 nucleotides long. RefSeq lists its product as uncharacterized. The transcript has a single exon. Gene Ontology annotation, cellular component: nucleus. Gene Ontology annotation, molecular function: mRNA binding. The record is from RefSeq and is a predicted model, not a curated record. Bases 1 to 789 code for a protein of 262 amino acids. NCBI's taxonomy places the organism in Eukaryota, Metazoa, Arthropoda, Insecta, Diptera, Muscidae. Gene Ontology annotation, biological process: mRNA export from nucleus.